Girardinichthys multiradiatus is the source of this 693-nucleotide messenger RNA. It is a transcript of the gene atp5pd, whose product is annotated as ATP synthase peripheral stalk subunit d. The coding region runs from base 156 to 641 and encodes 161 amino acids. The transcript has 6 exons. The record is from RefSeq and is a predicted model, not a curated record. Gene Ontology annotation, biological process: proton motive force-driven ATP synthesis. Gene Ontology annotation, molecular function: proton transmembrane transporter activity. NCBI's taxonomy places the organism in Eukaryota, Metazoa, Chordata, Actinopteri, Cyprinodontiformes, Goodeidae.
GUCCUGGGAGCCCCAUUCAAGAGUUGAAUCAUCUGCAAGUGCUCAGUCUCUCCCAUAGGGGGCAGUAAUGAAUCUCUGCGGCACUAACUCCAGCUCGAGAUAAAGGACUUCCGUUGCUCUGUUCCGUCACAGUUAUCUGCAGCGAGAUAGUCAAGAUGGCAGGCCGUCGUGCAGCCCUGAAGGCUAUUGACUGGUUAGCAUUUGCUGAGCGGGUUCCACCCAACCAGCGGGGCAUGUUCAACGCUUUGAAGACUCGCACUGAUGCCAUCUCUGCAAAACUAGCCUCCCUGCCUGAGACUCCUGCAGCCAUCGACUGGAGCUAUUACAAGAGCGCUGUAGCUAAACCAGGGAUGGUUGAUGAGUUUGAGAAGAAGUUCAAAGCUCUGCAGAUCCCUGAGCCCAUCGACACACAGACAGCCUCCAUCAGUGCACAGGAGGCUGAGGCUAACAAAAAUGCGGCGUCCUACAUUGAAGCAUCAAAGGCCCGUAUCACUAUGUAUGAGCAAGAGCUGGAUAAAUUUAAGAACAUGAUCCCCUUUGAUCAGAUGACCAUUGAAGACCUGAACAAUACCUUCCCUGAGACCAAGUUAGACAAGGCCAAGUAUCCUUACUGGCCUCACAAGCCCAUUGCAGAGCUGUAAUCCCAAUACCAGGCACUCAUGUCUCAAUAAAGAUUAUGUAUUUUAAGGAGAA